Messenger RNA from Taeniopygia guttata (zebra finch), 9423 nucleotides. The record is from RefSeq and is a predicted model, not a curated record. Lineage: Eukaryota; Metazoa; Chordata; Aves; Passeriformes; Estrildidae.
CCGGGCGGAGCGGCAGCGGGAGCGCCGAGGGGGGGGGCGGCCCAUGGGGCCGUGAGCGAUCGGUUCGGCCCGGCUCGGCUCGGCUCGGCUCGGUUCCACCCGGCCCGGCCCGGCCCGCAGACAGCCCCGCGGAGCCAUGGACGGACACGCGGGUCCGGGCGCGGGCGGCGAGGAGCCGCUGAGCUCCGGCAGGAUGAACGCCAAGCGCGGCGGGCGCGCCGCGGAAGAGGAGAGCCGGAACAAGCCCAAGCUGAAUAUUCAAAUAAAAACUUUGGCAGAUGAUGUGCGUGACAGAAUCACAAGCUUCAGAAAAGCAGCUGUGAAGAAAGAGAAGCCUCUCAUUCAGCAUCCUAUUGACUCUCAGCCUUCCAUUAGUGAGAUCCCACAUGCCCAGGCACUUGUUGAUGAGCGCUGCAUGAACUUAUCAGAGAAAGAAGUUAUGGAUCUCUUUGAAAAAAUGAUGGAAGACAUGAACCUGAACGAGGAACGUAAAGCUCCUUUACGAGACAAAGACUUGAGCACAAAACGUGAGAUGGUUGUCCAGUACAUUUCUGCAACUGCCAAAUCCAUAGUCGGAAGUAAAGUUCCGGGGGGACUAAAAAACAGCAAGCACGAAUGUACCCUGUCCUCACAAGAAUAUAUCCAUGAACUGCGCUCUGGAAUUUCAGAUGAAAAACUUCUUAAUUGCCUGGAGUCCUUGAGAGUGUCUCUAACCAGCAACCCAGUCAGCUGGGUUAACAAUUUUGGACAUGAAGGACUUGGGCUUCUGUUGGAUGCAUUGGAAAAGCUUCUGGACAAGAAACAGCAGGAAAGUAUUGAUAAGAAGAAUCAACAUAAACUUAUCCAGUGCCUCAAAGCAUUUAUGAACAAUAAAUACGGUUUGCAAAGGAUUCUAGGAGAUGAAAGGAGCCUCUUGCUGUUGUCAAGAGCAAUUGAUCCAAAGCAACCACACAUGAUGACUGAGACAGUGAAAAUCCUUUCUGCUAUCUGCAUUGUUGGAGAGGAAAACAUCCUGGACAAGCUUUUAGGUGCUAUAACCACAGCUGCUGAGAGGCACAGCAGGGAGGAACGUUUCUCCCAGAUUGUGGAAGGCCUGGAGAACCACGAGUUCAUCCAGCUGCAGGUAGCAUGUAUGCAGCUCAUCAACGCCCUUGUUACAUCUCCUGAAGAUCUUGAUUUCAGGAUACACUUGAGAAACGAGUUUUUACGUUGUGGCCUGAAGAAAAUAUUGCCCGCCUUGAAAGAAAAGGAAAAUGACGAGCUUGAUAUUCAGCUGAGGGUGUUUGAUGAGAACAAAGAUGAAGACCACUUUGAACUGUCACAUCGUCUCAAUGAUAUCAAAGCUGAAAUGGAUGAUGUGAGCGAAGUAUUUCAUCUGCUGUACAAUAUGGUGAAAGAUACUUCUUCUGAAAAUUACUUCUUGUCAAUUCUCCAACAUUUCCUCCUGAUCAGGAACGAUUACUAUGUCCGACCUCAGUAUUACAAGAUCAUAGAAGAAUGUGUGUCACAGAUAGUGCUGCACUGCAGUGGCAUGGACCCAGAUUUUAAAUACAGAGGAAGGAUGGACAUCAAUUUUACACAUCUUGUUGAUGCCUGUGUGGACAAAGCUAAAGUAGAAGAGAGUGAAAAGAAAGCAGCAGAAUUUUCCAGGAAGUUUGAUGAAGAGUUCACAGCUCGACAAGAGGCACAAGCAGAGCUGCAGAAACGAGAGGAGAAAAUCAAAGAACUCGAGACAGAAGUCAAACAGCUCCGGACCCAGGGUCCAGUUCUGACAGAAGUCCCAGGAAUACCUUCAGCCCUCCCAAGUGAGAACGUCCCACCAUCUCCAGCGCCUUCACUCCCUGGUGGAGCCAUCCCUCCUCCUCCUCCUCUCCCUGGUGCAGCCACAAUUCCUCCUCCUCCUCCGUUACCUGGUGCAGCAACAAUUCCUCCACCCCCUCCCCUGCCAGGUGGAGCAACAAUUCCUCCACCACCUCCCCUUCCUGGAGGAGCAGGAAUUCCUCCACCACCUCCCCUGCCGGGAGGAGCAGCAAUCCCUCCCCCACCUCCAUUACCUGGUGCAUCCUUUCCCCCAGCGCCCCCUCCUCUGCCAGGAGGAGCCAUCCCACCGCCCCCUCCUCUGCCCGGCGUGCCCCCACCUCCCCCUCUGCCCGGGGCAGCAGGGCCCCCUCCUCCUCCUCCUCUGCCUGGAGGAGCAGGGCCUCCUCCUCCUCCUCCUCUGCCCGGGGGAGCAGUCCCUCCCCCGCCGCCUUUCGGGGGUCCCCCCAUGCCACCCCCUCUGGGAGGGGCUCUCUUUGCUCCCUUCCCCGCGGUGCCAGCGUUGCCACACGGGAUGAAGGAGAAGAAGAAGUACAAGCUGGAGGUCUCCAUGAAGAGAAUCAACUGGUCAAAGAUCGAGCCUCAAGAAAUAGGAGAAAACAGCUUUUGGGUAAAAGCUGAAGAAGAUAAAUUUGAAGACCCAGAGCUGUUUGCAAAAUUGGCACUUACCUUUGGAACCCAAAUGAAAGCCAAAAAGCCUGUAGAAGAAUCAGAAGAAAAGAAAGCAGCUCAGUCAAAGAAGAAGAUCAAAGAAUUAAGAGUUUUGGAUGGAAAAUCUGCACAAAAUUUAUCAAUAUUUUUGGGUUCCUUCCGUUUGCCUUACGAAGAAAUAAAAAAUAUCAUUUUAGAGGUUGAUGAGGAGAAGCUGAGUGAAUCCUUGAUUCAGAACCUGGUGAAGAAUCUUCCUGAGCAGAAAGAACUCAAUGCCUUAGCUGAAUUAAAAGAUGAAUACAACGAUCUCGCCGAGCCAGAGCAAUUUGGAGUUGUGAUGAGCUCGGUGAAGAUGCUGCGCGCGCGCCUCAACGGGAUCCUGUUCCGGCUGAUGUUCGAGGAGCACGUCAACAACAUCAAACCCGACAUCAUGGCCGUGACCCUGGCCUGCGAGGAGCUCAAGAAGAGCGAGAGCUUCAGCAAGCUCCUGGAGCUGGUGCUGUUCCUGGGCAACUACAUGAACUCUGGCUCCAGGAACGCCCAGUCUCUGGGCUUCAACAUCAGCUUUCUGUGCAAGAUCCGAGAUACAAAAUCAUCAGAUCAGAAAACCACCCUGCUGCAUUUUCUGGCAGAAAUCUGUGAGGAGAAUUACCGGGACAUCUUAAAAUUCCCAGAUGAACUGCAGCACGUUGAGAGUGCAAGCAAAGUUUCAGCCCAGACUCUGAAGAGCAACCUUGACUCGAUGAACCAGCAGAUCCAGCGGCUGGAGAAGGACAUUGAGAACUUCCCUAAGACCCAGGAUGAGCACGAUAAGUUUGUAGAGAAGAUGAGCAGCUUUGCUGAGAGUGCCCGAGAACAAUAUGAAAAACUGUCCAACAUGCACAACAACAUGACAAAAUUGUAUGAAAAUUUGGGAGAAUACUUCACCUUUGAUCCCAAGGCAAUAAGCAUAGAAGAAUUCUUUGGUGAUCUGAGCAACUUCAGAACUCUGUUUUUGGAGGCAUUAAAAGAAAACAACAAAAGAAGAGAACUGGAGGAGAAAACCAAGAGGGCCAAGCUGGCCAAGGAGAAGGCAGAGCGCGAGAGGCUGGAGAGGCAGAAGAAGAAGCAGCAGUUGAUUGAUAUGAACAAAGAGGGUGACGAGACAGGAGUGAUGGACAGCCUGCUGGAGGCCCUGCAGUCGGGAGCGGCUUUCAGGGACCGCAGGAAACGAACGCCGCGCGCGCCAGAUCAGACGUGAAAGAGCUCCUCGAUCAAAAUUUGGUUUUUUCCCUAUCUUGAGAAGUAUCAUUAUGAGAGAUGGUUUCUCUCUAUUGUGACUUGAGGAGACAUUUGUCACCAAGUGGUAACAAAGCAAAGCUUCCCAGGGACCAGAGGAGAUUGGACAAAAUCUGCUGCAGCUGAGAAAGCCGAGAAGAGAAUUGAACCUGGGUCAAAACCAGGGAUUCCUCAGCAAAAAUAGGGGACACAGCUAAUUAAAAUUCCCUUUGACUGAUCUUCUGCUUUAUGUAGUUACUUUGACGUCUGUGUUUGGAAUUUCAUUGAGUCAGGUGAUAUUCCAGUGGGGCCUGGCUUUUAAAUUUAAGGAGCUGAGUGAGAAAAGGACUGGGUCUUCAAUUCCAAACUCUGGCCAACUGUAAGGGUUCUGUAAGAGAAGGAAGCCAUAAAGUAAAAUUUCCAGGGGUAAGAAUUGAGAAUAGGAUGCAGUAAAUGUUAAUCCUGAUCAAAUAUCUCAUUGCAACUUGCAUGUAAAUUUUCUCAUGAGGUUUAGAAACAUAGGUGACAUCUAGUGAGAAACUUGUCUGCACACCAGAAGGUGCCUAAAAAUGUGGCUGUGACAUUUCUGAGCAGUGAACUACAGCAUGAAAAUCCUGGGACCACAUUUACAACCUUCCACAUCUCUCCUUCAAAAAAGGAGCAGUGACAGUUCCCUCUCUGGUGCCACUCUGUCCUGCCAGUGAGAUUGGAGCAAUUAAUUCCAUGCCUCUUGUGGUUCAGUGGAAGGAGGAAAAAAGGGAAAUAAAAGUCCUGGGAAGGAGAGAUUGGGGGUUUUCUGGGCUUGCUGGGACGUGUGGUUGUGACUGGCAGAUGGAAUAAUUCUGUCUGUGGCAGGGAACAGUACAGGGGUUUUCAUGGGAAAAAAAUAAAUACAGGUGUUGCUAUUUCCAAAGUUAGACUUGUCCAGCAGAGUUUUGGUUUUGAACUUGUCUUGGUUACACAUUAUGUCUGAGAGGAAAAUCCAUUAAUAGUUCUCUUCCUUUUUGGACACAGAUCUCAUUUUUUUCUGUGUCAGUUGUGGUUGUAGUUUAGCAAGGAGAAAAAACAACUUCUGCUUGCUUAUUUUUUGUAGUUUUGUUAAUUCUUUAAGGCGGCCCUUAAAGAAAGGCAAAAAAACCCAUCCAAACCCCUAAAAAACCCACAAAGAAAAUGCCCCCAGAACCACUGAGCACUACAGUAGGUUCACUUCUGUACACUUUUCAUGUGUGUGCUCUACAUCUGUCUUUUUCCAAACUUGCUUAUUCUGUUUGCAUCUUCUCGUGGUGAAAAUUAAAACUGAGGAGUUUCACACCCUCACAGAGGCUGCAAUCAGAAGGUCAUGGAAAUUGAGCUUUUGUUGUGUUUUCUUCCAGGAAAUUUAACUCAGAAGGAGCAAUCUAUAGUGUCACUUCUAGUGGCAUUUCUGAUCAGUUUAGCUCAAACCCCACAACUUUGCAAAUAAAAAAAAAAAAAAAACAAGCCAAAAAAACCCAACCUCUGUGUGUGUUCCCUGUGGCUUUAGAUGAGUGGGCUGGGAGAGAUUAAUUAAUUUGGAUAACAGAGCUCCAAUUACUACAAAGGGGUGUUAUUCCACCUCUUCAAUUUGCCUUUUUUACAGGGGUUGCUGCUGUACCUUGUAGAAUAUUUGUGCUUACAUGGUCAUGCCUUUAAAAUAAUUUCUUUCCAACUAAUUUCCAGUCCUGGGCAAGAGGUGCAGAAGGGAAGAGAGGGAUUGCUCAACAUUGCAGUGUUCCUGCUGGGAAAAAAUCAGACGGUGAAAUGUACAGCCAGGUUCAGAAAAAUAAAACCCAUUUUAAAUGUGUUUCACUGCAUUCUGUUUGUUUGCUAAGGCUGGAAAUGAAAAGCUACACUUUAAUGGGCUGCAUUACAACCCCAGAUUUUUCCAGUAAAAAUGGUUUUGUUAUCAGGUCAUGGAAGUAAUAAUAAUAAAUUCCUGCCCCCCUCCUCUGGUUUUACAUUUCACUCCACUCCUGUGUGUUCUUGCUGCUGUAGAUUUCUCAAUGUGCAGGAACAUUUUGUGGUUCCUCUCUCCUGAGCUCAGCACUCCACUUUAUUGUUUCUAGCCACUGAAUUUUAAGGAGAGAGAUUUUCCUUUCAGUGGAUUGCUUUGCUUAGAGAGGCUACAAAAUAAUAAUUAGCAAUCAGUUUCUAGAAAUGUUGGUUCCUCUUCCAAAAAUACACUUACAUUUUGUAAGUUUGCUAAUAUUGCUGUAAUAAAGAACAGUUUCAGGUGGCAUUUAUCACAGGGUGCUAUUAAAAUCUGCAUCCAGCACUGCUGCUGCACAAUAAUCCCUGCCCUUUCUCCUGGCCCUGGGCUAUGAAAUUAUUAAAAGAAGACCAAUUCAGGAAUAAUUUUUUCUCUAAAUUAGCUUAAGCAAAUUUCUGCACAGAGUUAACUAUUCUUACUAAGGUUCUUUCUAUUAAGUUUUGAAGAUUUUUGCCAUGGAAUUGUUUAACUUUUGCAAGAGGAAAAAGGACUUGUGGUAAUAGAGUUGUUGCUAUUUUUAGAUGAUUUUUUUUUUAAAUUUUCAUAUGGCAUUUAGACAAUUUAAUUUAAAAUAUGGGUUUAAGGAUGUGGAUGUUUGUCAUUGCAUCAGAAUUCUAAUAAAAGGUUAUUGUUUUAGGAAUAUUGUGUCUUCUGCUUGGAGAUACAGCUCUGCUUAAAGACUCACUUUUGCUAGUCUACCUUGCUAAAAUAAUUUUACCUUUGCACUGAUUAUAAUAAAUAAAAUCUGGAGGAUUAGUUUGGUUUCUGGGUGCACAAUUCUCAUUUACCUGAAGCACAUUCAAAUAAAAACCUUCAGUCAAAGCAAAUUUGCUUUCCCGAAAGCAUUGUCAGUCAUUCUGGAUGUGGCAGUUGUCUGAAUAAGCUGGGUUUUGAUGUGCUUGCAGCUGUGAAUUGGUGAGAAUAUCAUAAAUGUUAAAAUGCAAGGAGGUGGGAGGUGCACUGAAUUUGUGCUCAAUAAAAUGCCUUUCAGAGGAACAGAUCCUGUACAUUAAAAACCUGUUAUGAAGUUGGAAAUAUCUAUUAUGGGCCAUAAAAAAUCAGUCUUGAGUUUAGAAAUCGGUUUGUAUUUUAAACUUAUUCAACUUUUCAAACAUUUUUGCUUUUAGGAGCUGAGUUUUUAAAGGCAUGUUUGCUAUGCAGUUGUGUAAUGGAGGAUUUUUGCUUACAGUCAGGUGUUGUGGACUAAUGGGACUCACACAUGAUCCAAGUGCUUCAAAACUCCCACUUCUGCAAUAGCAAGAGCUAAACAAGAUCUCCACUAAUACAUUUACUCAUUUUGCUAUCAUGGCAUUAGUGUAGAUUUAAGUUUGCUUUUUAUUUCUAAAUAUAAAUAUGGGCACCAUUCCAAUAGAAUCUCAGCAAAUUACCUGAGUCCUGAGAGCUCCAUAAACAGUCCCAAAGCUGUUUAAAAAUAGGUAUUUGUGGUAUAAUCUAUUUUUACUGUGUCUGCAUUUGAUCUUAUGGCUUUUGUAAUUAAAGAAGUAGUUGCAUAAUACAUUUUUCUGGUGGCCUGGCAUGAAAGAAACAGCUUUAAUAUGGGGAGAUUUUACUUGGUGUCUCUGCCCAUGACAGGGGGUUGGAAAUAGAGGAUUUUUAAGGUCCCUUGGGUCACACUAUGACACGAAAUAACUCACAUACAGAUGCCAGAUGUAAAAGAGGGAAGAAAAGAACUAAAAAAUAACUUUAUUUUCUGACUCUGCUAUAUAUAGAAUAGCAAAAGUGACAGUGGAUUGGAAGGUGAAACUGCCACCUCUCCAACCACACUGGUCAAAUUAAUAGUCUGUUAAUUCUCUCUGCUUACAAAGAAGAAUGCAAAACAAUCGUUAUUUAUAUGAACAGUGUGAGGAAUUCAGCAAAAAUACGUAAAUAUCAGAAGGCAUAGAAAACUUUUCAAAGAACUUUCAAACUCUCAAAAGAACAAAACAACAGCCUUGCAGCCCAAACCUGAAUUCUUUGUGUUUUCAGAGAAAUUCUCCCUACGAGCAGGAUGGAGGAGAAGGGGACAGAGAGGGACUGGAGAGGUUCAGGUUGGGUGUUCCAGGUUUUUGGGGGGACACCAAAUUCCCUGGAGCAGGCAAGGAGUGAAGAGGCUCCAGCAACACCUCAGGACCACAGGCUGGGUGGACAGAAAGACAGAAAUUCAGGAAUUCUGUCUAUUUGCACAACUGCUUUCACCUCUGUAGGUGUUACCCAUCUCUGCAGAUGGAUUUGUUGUCUUUAAAAUCGAUUUUCUGCUCUUGGCAUGCAGGGAUUGUUCACAUGUUGACCUAGAGCAUGCCAAGUGUUUAUAAAUGUUUGGGGAGCUCCACAGACACAGAGAAAUGGGAUUGUGAGCUCUGGGCUUUGUAUCCAUCGUGCUGCUUCCUCUGAACCUGAGCUGCUAUUUGUUGUAUUCUUAUUUCCCAAUACAAGAGUUUUUCCUGAACUAAUGAAAAUGUGCCAUCAGGUGGCAAAGCCACGUGCAUUUUCUGCCAAAUGUCCUUCAGAAAGUUAUUGUGCUGUGUAAUUGUAACUAAUUACCUCAGUUUGUUGUUCAUCCAAAGCAUUUAAUUACUCACCCAGGCUGGGGAGAGUUCUGUACCCCUUGCUUUUGUUAGUGUGCUUCAGAGUGCAUUCAGUGCACUGGGAAAAGUUUUCCCUGUGAAGUUUCAGAGUAUUUCCCGAGUUUCAGCACUUUUAAAAAUCAGCACUGGUGUUACUUUACUCAUUGAAUUGCCCUAAGAUCCAAAAAUAGGAAAUUCUAAUUUUUUGUGCUUUUUGAAGUAAAAACCCACUGUCCAGGAGUGAUGAUGGGAGUUCCAUGGGAGCACUGGGGAUUCUUCAUGUGCAGCUUGUACCAGAGAACAUCUGAGCUUCAGAGAUGUGCAGAACUGUGCCAGGUGCUCCAGCCUUGAUACGGAGUGUUGUUUUUCAUUUUAAAUUUCCAUACAUUUAUUUAUUUAUAUUUAUUUCUUUACAGUUGUUUGUGUCUGUUUGGUCACAGGACUCUGCAGGAACCCAGAGCAGCCCUGGAGUCACACUCAGUGUUUGUUGUGGAGCUCCUUUCUCUUAGGGCUGAUCUGGCACAGCUGCCUCUGAACCUCCUAAAAGCCCUUAGAAAUCCAAAAACCAUUUUGAUGGUCUUGUGUUGUGAAAUAGAUUUAUAGAAAUAAAACAAAGCUUUUCUGAGAACCAGGGGAUUCCUCCCAGUAAGCAGAUUUGUGAGUGCUCCAGGUGGAGGCUGCCAAGGUCACAGAGCAGGAUUUUGUACAAGUUGGAAAGCCCUCACUAUUCUGAAUUUAUUUAUUUUUUAAUUCACACUGAAUCUGAAAACUGUUCUAUUUUAAUGAGCUAUGUCCUGCUAGAUGGGAAGGCCUCCAUUUCCAGAGAUUGAUAGCUGAGUUCUGGCUGCAUCUUUAUGCAGUAGCUGAAGUUAGAGGAACUUCUUUCACAUGCACAGAAAGGAUAUUCAUGCAUUCAUUUACCAACUACAUGAGUAGUAAUGAACGAUAUGCAAGGCUAACUUAAUUUGCAUUUGGCCAUUUGAAUUUUCUUUGUCAGUGCUGACAGUGUUAUCAUGCAAUUAUUGUGAAACACUUCUAUUUGAAAAAUUUUCUCCCACAGUACUGUUUACUGAGGUAAAGCACAUUGGCUUUAAUAUUUUAAUAUAUAUACAUAAUGGAUGGAAA